Messenger RNA from Condylura cristata (star-nosed mole), 1046 nucleotides. It is a transcript of the gene HRAS, whose product is annotated as Harvey rat sarcoma viral oncogene homolog. Gene Ontology annotation, cellular component: plasma membrane. The record is from RefSeq and is a predicted model, not a curated record. The transcript has 5 exons. Lineage: Eukaryota; Metazoa; Chordata; Mammalia; Eulipotyphla; Talpidae. Gene Ontology annotation, molecular function: GTP binding; GDP binding; GTPase activity. Bases 321 to 890 code for a protein of 189 amino acids. Gene Ontology annotation, biological process: Ras protein signal transduction.
GGCCUGCGCCCUGCUGCCCGCGACCCUGGCCCGCGGGCGGGCUGCGCACCGCGGCUGUAACUCCUGCCGGGCCGGAGGCCUGGGCUGUCCCUGUCGCCGCCCGAGCCGGGCUGGGGAAGGCCGCGCCGCCGGCACUGGCCUGCCUGGGCAUGCUGCUGUGGCCGGCCCCAGACCUGUUCUCCCAGGGAGGGGCGCCGGGAACCGCAGCCGGGGCCGCCUUCAGCGCUUCUGCCCACCCGGCAACUUCUAAUUGGGGUGGCCCCGAGACCACCCCCCACCCCACCCCGAGGUGCCGACAGCGCCCCCGCCCUUGAGCAGCGAUGACGGAGUAUAAGCUGGUGGUGGUGGGGGCCGGGGGCGUGGGCAAGAGUGCCCUGACCAUCCAGCUCAUCCAGAACCACUUUGUGGACGAGUAUGACCCCACCAUCGAGGACUCCUACCGGAAGCAGGUGGUGAUCGACGGGGAGACGUGCCUGCUGGACAUCCUGGACACGGCGGGCCAGGAGGAGUACAGCGCCAUGCGGGACCAGUACAUGCGCACGGGCGAGGGCUUCCUCUGCGUGUUCGCCAUCAACAGCAGCAAGUCCUUCGAGGACAUCCACCAGUACAGGGAGCAGAUCAAGCGGGUGAAGGACGCGGACGACGUGCCCAUGGUGCUGGUGGGGAACAAGAGCGACCUGGCCGCGCGCACCGUGGACGCCCCGCAGGCGCAGGAGCUGGCCCGCAGCUACGGCAUCCCCUACGUGGAGACCUCGGCCAAGACGCGCCAGGGCGUGGAGGACGCCUUCUACACCCUGGUGCGGGAGAUCCGCCAGCACAAGGCGCGGAAGCUGAGCCCGCCGGACGAGGGUGGCCCGGGCUGCGGGAGCUGCAGGUGCCUGCUGUCCUGACGGCGUCCACGUCGUGUCCACACUGCUGCCCCCGGCCCUCCGGCCCAGGAGUCAUCUCGGAGGGAGGAGGGAAGGGCCAGCGGCGCCCACGGACAGGGGUGUGCACACCGCCCGUGGACGCCCUGCGCAGACUGGCAUGAACUGACUGGCGGCCAC